CCUAAGCCAGUUUUCCUGUAGUGUUUCAGACUAGCAGAAGACCGUUUUUACCAGCCAAAAGUCACAAAGACAAACAGAAGGAUGCUCUGUAUCGCUCUCCUCAUUGCCGUACUGCCCUGUACGGCCAAAGAGUUUCCCGCACGAGUGAUAAAGCUGAACUCCUCUCCGCUGAGUCAAUCUGAGGUGGUCUGGUCAGCUAACAUACCCUUCAUUCUGAGCUGUGACGGACAAGCCGAUAUCAUAUGGAAGACAAGGCUCAGGAAACACCAGAAACACGUCUCACGAAAGACCCUCAGUGUCAAAAAGCCCACUACAGAGUACACAGGAACAUACCGUUGCAGUUACAAGAAUCAAACAGACUUGUACUCAGAGAUCCACAUUUAUGUUAAAGAUUCUGUCAAAGCCUUUACUACCCCUCAAAGCCUAACAAUAAUUCAAAAAGAAGGCUCAAACUACUUGCUGGACUGCUUGGUGACAAACCCAGAAAGUGCUGAGUUCUCGCUCCAGAUGGUGAAUGGAUCUGCGGUCCCAUCCGAGAUGAAUUACACCGCGGAUCCCAAACGUGGCAUACUGAUUCAAAACCUUCAGCCUAGCUACUGCGGAGAUUAUGUGUGUACUGUCAAAAUGAACGGAGUCCAAAAGAAGUCUGACAUCUUCCAAAUAACUGUGAUAGAACAAACACAACAGCCACCAGCGGUGUCACUUCCAACCAAUCGGUACGUGCGAAUUGUCGGUGAAACGCUGCAUAUCCCUUGCCACACCGAAAACCAAGAUCAUUCAUAUAACAUCACCUGGAGCUCAUCAGAAAAGGUACUGAAUUAUAAAACAAACAGAGACAAAGGAUGUGAACAAAUUUGCUUCAUUAGUCUUUUAACCAUUCAUCAAGUAAACAUGUCCGACGCAGGGAAUUUAACCUGCACUGGCCAAAAUCGAGCAGGAAAAAACAGUGUGACAGCAGUUCUCAAAGUUGUAGAUAAACCGUACAUUCAGCUUAAACCCAUCCUGCCCUCUGAAUACAAGGUGAAUGGAACAGAUAUUGAGGUGAUGCAAAGGGAUAAGGUUGAACUUGCUGUGCAAAUUGAAGCAUAUCCGGACGUUAAACGGACAUGUUGGAAAACUCCCAAAUCGAAUCACACGCACGAGGAGACAUUUAACAGGAUUAAUAAUAGUGACAACUAUAUGUCCACAAUCAUGCUGAGAAUAGUUGGAGUACAAGAUAAUGGUCACUACAUCUUCACGGCCAGGAGUGCCAGUGUCAAUGCCUCAAUUAUUUUUACAGUUCAUGUCUACCAGAAGCCCAAUACUUUGAUUAAGUGGGAAAAUGGAAUUGCCACUUGUGUGGCAACCGGUUAUCCAAUACCCAGGAUUCAGUGGUUCCAGUGUGAAGAUAUCAGAGCUAUGUGUAGUUAUAACCAAACAUCAGCUGUGGAAUUAAUGGCCACCCAGUCCACUUUGGGGGAUGUCAGAGAGUAUGAACCAGUGCUGGUGAAGAGCGUCUUACCAGUGACUAACGUGACUACUACUUUAACCUUUGAGUGUGUGGCUACAAACAUUGCUGGAGAAGAUCGUGAUACCUUUACUUUUAAAAUUUCAUAUCUCCUCAGUACUGCAUCAGUAUGGUCAACUUCAGUGUGGAUCACUGUUGUUCUCAUUGGAGCCUUGGCUCUGGCGAUCUUAGGGAUGUUAAUUCUCUUCUACAAGCACAGAAAGGCACACAAGUAUGAAAUCCACUGGAAAAUCUUUGAGGCCAAUGAAGGGAACAACUACACAUUCAUUGACCCCACCCAGCUUCCAUACGACAAAAAACUGGAGUUUCCUCGAAAUAAGCUGAAGCUUGGACAAGUUUUAGGAGCAGGAGCUUUUGGGAAAGUGGUGCAGGCAACUGCUUAUGGGCUUGUCAAGGACGAAAGCAUCACACGCGUGGCAGUGAAAAUGCUCAAGCCUAGUGCUCACUUUGAAGAAAAAGAAGCACUCAUGUCUGAACUGAAGAUCUUAAAUUAUAUUGGACCGCAUGAAAACAUAGUCAAUCUGCUGGGGGCUUGUACUCAGGGUGGACCGAUGCUGAUGAUCACAGAGUACUGCUGUCAUGGUGACCUCCUCAACUUCUUGCGUCAACGAGCAGAAACAUUUGUGAACAAUGUCCUUGGUGUUCAGAGUUUCCCAGAGAAUUCAAACCUCUACAAGAAUGUGGCUGUUCAAAAGAACCAUUCGACAGGGAUGACUUACUCUGGCUCAGAGAGCUACAAGGACGCACAAUUAACACAGAUGUCAAAAGACAUUUGUCAAGAAUCUUGUAAUGAAGGAGGGAAGGAUGCAUGGUCAUUGGAUAAUAUUGAUUUACUGAAAUUCUCCUAUCAAGUGGCAAAGGGAAUGGACUUCCUAGCCUCCAAAAAUUGUAUUCACAGAGAUUUGGCUGCACGGAAUGUUCUUGUGGCCGACUGCCGCAUUGUCAAGAUCUGUGAUUUUGGCCUUGCACGAGACAUCAUGAACGACUUGAAUUAUGUAGUAAAGGGGAAUGCACGGCUGCCAGUAAAAUGGAUGUCACCUGAAAGCAUAUUUGAAUGUCUUUACACCGUACAGAGUGAUGUCUGGUCAUACGGUGUGCUUUUGUGGGAGAUCCUUUCCCUGGGUAUGAGUCCUUAUCCCAAUGUUGUAAUUGAUGCACAGUUCUAUAAGAUGAUUAAAGAUGGUUAUCACAUGCCCCAACCAGAUUUUGCCCCUCAUGAAAUGUACACAAUAAUGAAAAUGUGCUGGAGUCUGGAACCAACUCAGCGUCCGACUUUUGCCAACAUCAGAGAACUUAUUGCAAAGUUACUGCCAAAUCAAACCAGCGAGCAGAACAAUGAAGACAUGUAUCCAGAGUUUCAGAGGCACCUGAUGAAAAACCUGUGUGACAGAGAGUCCGUCUGCAGAGACGAGGGCCAGCCUUUAAUGACGAGAAGUUUGACCUAACACAUGAAACUCAGACAAACUCUGACAGAAAAGGCCUUUCAAUUUUUCAUGUCUGUAUGUAGAAGUAGAGCUAACAAGAUGAGCAGAAUUUCUAUAUACUGCUAUGUAUUUUGUCUUUUCAAUGAUGAAUUUGUAAAAUCAUGCUGUAUCAUUUUGUGAUUCUUUUAUAGCAGAUCAUUUUCCUGAUAGCCCACAUGCCACACACAUACAUCUGCAAUUACAUCUGCAAGACGCAUUUUUUAGAG
This is a messenger RNA of Sinocyclocheilus anshuiensis, 3197 nucleotides long. It is a transcript of the gene csf1rb, whose product is annotated as colony stimulating factor 1 receptor, b. Gene Ontology annotation, biological process: multicellular organism development; protein phosphorylation; cytokine-mediated signaling pathway. Gene Ontology annotation, cellular component: plasma membrane; CSF1-CSF1R complex; signaling receptor complex. The record is from RefSeq and is a predicted model, not a curated record. Gene Ontology annotation, molecular function: cytokine binding; ATP binding; growth factor binding. The transcript has 21 exons. Lineage: Eukaryota; Metazoa; Chordata; Actinopteri; Cypriniformes; Cyprinidae. The coding region runs from base 82 to 2952 and encodes 956 amino acids.